UCCAGAGUCACCCAGAACGAUGAGUCUCUCACCGCUUACAUAACAGUGGUUCUCGACUCGCCGUGCCAGUCCAAUCGCAAGGAACCCCGAAACAACAGCCCAACACCAUUACGGCGCUGAUGCGCUGUCUUUCUGCGUUUCAUUCUUGUAUCUGCAUUUGCGCCACCAAUUGAGUCGCCUUGUCUUCUGCCCGACGGGUCCAGUUGUUGCGGUGGGAAGAAGUGACCGUACUUUCAUUCCUCCCCGUGCAAGUGUACCUGAUCAAAACAGCCUAUACAAGUCCAUCCGGCGGGGAUUGUAUAUAUAAUAUAGUAUAUGUACAUGCAGACAGGCCUGGUUUGAAAUUAUAUUCCCGACGGGAACAAUCAUUGACUCACGUACAUACUACAUUCUUUCCCACAUAUUCAACUUUCCCCCCCCCCAGCCUACUGCUUCGUACAAUCAUCUCACAGCAUCAAACGUCCCCAUAGGGCAAGGAAGCGAAAAAUGGCCGUCGUCUACCGUCGCAGACGCUACCACUGGCCCGAACUCCAACUCAACAUCUGGAUUCUCAUCGUCUUAUCGGCUUCGGCCAUCUGUAUGGGCAUCUUUGCUUGGCUCAUGUCUGUACAAUCUGAGAUGCGUCUCGGUACACCAUGGCUAUUCCCAUUCAUGGUCGUCUCUGGCGCCCUCGGCAUCUUCUUCAUCAUUCUCAUUCUCAUCCUCGCCGCCCAGCGCUUCCUGCUCCCUGGCAUUAUCAUCCUGGGCAGUUUCAUCCUCUUCGUCCUCUGGUUGACGGGGUUGAUUGAGACCUCGUUGCAGUUGUACGGCGUGGUCGGGAACGUCGAUGAUAAUUGUCAGAUCUAUGUCGUUGAUAAUCGGGCUGGCGGGAAUAAUAUGCAGACCUUGGCUUGGUUGACGCAGAAGACUAUUUGUGACUGCUGGAAGACGGCUUUUGCCUUUGAACUGGUGAAUACUAUCUUCUUUCUUUGGAUGAUGAUCUUGUCGUGGCAGGUUAAUCGCGAUGUAUAUGAUUAAUUUCUUGGUCUUUCU
Aspergillus caelatus is the source of this 1032-nucleotide messenger RNA. RefSeq lists its product as uncharacterized. The coding region runs from base 487 to 1017 and encodes 176 amino acids. The transcript is spliced from 3 exons. NCBI's taxonomy places the organism in Eukaryota, Fungi, Ascomycota, Eurotiomycetes, Eurotiales, Aspergillaceae. The record is from RefSeq and is a predicted model, not a curated record.